CGCGCUACCAUUCGUGGCCUCAGCUGUCAAUCACCGGGUCCCGGCCGGUGAUUAUUUGCUGGCACUCGGUGAUUGCUGAGUAUUACUGACGGGGGAGAGAACUGUAUGUAAACAAUAUAGUUCUGUCAGCUCCAGCACAGUGCUUUGUAUGGCUCUGCAUAGCAGAGCCAGUGGAAAGCACAGACACAGCCCCCAUAGUGAAACAGCACACAGUUAACCCUUUGAUCACCCCAGAUGUUAACCCCUUCCUGCCCAGUGCCAUUAGAACAGCGUCAGUUCUUUUUAUUAGCACUGAUCACUGUAUUGGUGUCACUGGGGAUGUCAGUGACACCAAGUCAGUUCCCCCCAGUGUCAGAAUGCCUGCCGCAGUCCCGCUAUAACUCUCUG
Messenger RNA from Staurois parvus, 387 nucleotides. Lineage: Eukaryota; Metazoa; Chordata; Amphibia; Anura; Ranidae. The record is from the annotation of a GenBank genome assembly.